CCGCGAUGGGAGAGCGCGACGGACGAUCGAAGGGUGAUGAGGGAAUAUUUUAACGCGGACGUGUCGCUGGAGAGGCUGUACGAGGAGUUUGCGGCGAAGGAUGGGAGGUUUCGAGCGCUCGCGGCGCACGUGGACGGCGCUCGGAUGUUAAGGCAGGAUCCGAGCGAGUGCUUGUUUAGUUUUAUUUGUUCGAGCAAUAAUCACAUCUCGAGGAUACACGGGAUGGUGAAUAAGAUGUGUAACGGCGGCGAAGAGACCGCGGCGGCGGCCGAGGCGGAGAAAUUUUAUGCGUUUCCGAGCGUUGCGCAGAUUCUUGACGGCGCGACGGAGGAGGAAUUACGAGCGUUGGGUUUUGGUUAUCGCGCCAAAUUCAUCGUCGGCUCCGCGGCGGCUUUGGGGGAGGCGGGCGACGCCGUCGGCUCUUCUCCAGACGAAUUCUUGCGCGCGCUUCGCGACGAAACGCCGUACGUCGACGCCCACGCCGCGCUGAUGACGCUCCCGGGGAUCGGUCCCAAAGUAUCCGCUUGCGUGUGCUUGUUCUCCCUGAACAAGCACGAGGCGAUCCCAGUGGACACGCACGUGUGGCAAUUCGCCGUCGAGCACUACAUGCCAGAAUUACGCGACGCCAAAUCCGUCACCCCUCGCGUCAUGCGCUCGAUCGAGGUCAAGAUGAAGGAAAUUUUCGGCCCUUACUGCGGCUGGGCCCACAACGCUCUCUUCAUCGCCGAGCUCAAG
This is a messenger RNA of Ostreococcus lucimarinus CCE9901, 735 nucleotides long. RefSeq lists its product with no specific name. Gene Ontology annotation, biological process: base-excision repair; base-excision repair, AP site formation; nucleotide-excision repair. The record is from RefSeq and is a predicted model, not a curated record. The transcript is spliced from 2 exons. Gene Ontology annotation, cellular component: nucleus. Gene Ontology annotation, molecular function: 8-oxo-7,8-dihydroguanine DNA N-glycosylase activity; damaged DNA binding. NCBI's taxonomy places the organism in Eukaryota, Viridiplantae, Chlorophyta, Mamiellophyceae, Mamiellales, Bathycoccaceae. The annotation marks the transcript as partial.